GGGUUACAUAGCAGUGGGCGGCGGUGUUUUGAAAGCGAUCGCUGCGUAACCAUAACAUUGCCUUUAUUUGACUUACUUCACCCUUACUUUUAUUGUAUGCAUAAGAAUGUAGUUCCAGAUCUGGCUUUUAGACUUUUUUGUAGGUUUUUCAGUUGAGUUAUAGUGCAGGAAAUAAACCCACUGCGGCUGUCAGAGGAGAGAGUGCGCGGAGAGGAAGAGGGGUUUCAUGAUGAAGAUCGCUGUGCUGGGAGCCACGGGGCAGACUGGGCAACACUUGGUGCAACAGGCCCUGCAGCAGGGCCACUGUGUCACUGCUGUGGUCAGGAAUCCGGCUAAACUCAUCGUGCAGCAUGACAAUCUCAAGGUCGUGGAGGCAAAUAUUUUCUCCAAGGACAGUUUGAAGAAUCAUUUUGAAGGGCAUGAUGCCGUCAUGUCCUGCCUUGGCUUCUCCACUUCGUUCUUCUCUGCUGUGACAGGCUACACUCAGUCCAUGGAAGCCACGGUUGAAGCCAUGAGAGAGGCUAAAGUCAACAGGCUCAUCACCAUGACGUCCUGGUACACUGAGCCCAACUCUGGGGUUGAGUCACCAUAUUUUAUCCGAUUCCUGUUGUUGCCGAUGAUUCGGAGUGUGCUCACCAACAUGUUUCAGAUGGAGCAAUUUCUGCAAAAGGCCAAUGACAUUGACUGGACAGUGGUCCGCCCACCUGGGCUGAGAAACCAGCCUGCCUCAGCUCUGGAGUUCUUGACACAUGAGGGGUACUUUGUCCCCAGCAGCAGUGGGGCCCCGAUGUCCAUUGCAGUGGCCCGAGGAGAUGUGGCUCGAUUUAUGCUCUCACUGCUCAACACUGAUGCCUGGACCAAAAAGGGAGUGGCUAUGUCCACCAAUUAAGAGUCCAAAUCACAUAUACAUUUGUACACUUUCAUAUUGCAUUUACAUCAGUUUUGUAAGAUCAGAAAAAGGGAGGCGUUUAUCUCCCUUGAAGGUUAAAAAUACACUAAAUAUGUGCUAAAUAUUAUGUCUGUAAAAGUCAUGUUUAAUCAUUUUUUUUAUUUUGAGUUUGCAUCUAAUGUUGCCUUCUAACCACUGCUUGUGCCUUAAAAUAAUUUGAGAGAGAGGGGAACACCCUGUUUGCACUUGUAAUACUUCUAUUUAGCCAGAUGGGUGAGCUAGUGUUCUACUCUGAGCACACAGUAUUUUGCUUAACAAAAUUAUGAACACGAUUAUGACUACCACACUAUCACAGCAGAGUUUCUAAAAUAUAAUUAUAAAAUCACAUUUCUGUUGCUUUCUGUUUUAUGUCUCCAAUAUUAAAUAAAUAAGGGUAAUAAUCAGUUACAAAUGCAGUCUACCUCUCUGAGUAGUUUUCUGAACCAUAAUUGUAAUAUUAAUUCAUAGGAAAAUUUGUGUCUCUGGAACUUGCCUUUUUCAAUUUUUGUUGAUCUUUAAAACAAUUAAAAAAACAUUUUUUUUCCCC
Molecule: messenger RNA, 1475 nt
Organism: Boleophthalmus pectinirostris (great blue-spotted mudskipper)
Lineage: Eukaryota; Metazoa; Chordata; Actinopteri; Gobiiformes; Gobiidae
Product: flavin reductase (NADPH)-like
Exons: 5
Coding region: 227-889 (220 amino acids)
Source: RefSeq, a predicted model, not a curated record